AUGACAAGAGAAGGUAGCUUCCACGAAGCACUGUAUGAUUCAACUCUAGUUUCUGGAAACUUGACAGUUGUUCUGUCAAGUGUGGGAUUGAUUGAACUUCUGGGCCUUUGCAUGUAUGGUGCAUUGAAUUUCAAUACUGAUGCUGCCGAUUCCAUUCCAGGAGAAAGACAACCUACAGAUAUAAACUGGGUAAAUAAAGUUAGGAAAGACUCCAACAGUAAUCAGAAUAGAAGAAUACCAUUUCCUAGUCUGUCUUCUGAAAGAGGUACGGAUUAUGAAAGCUCUUCCACAAAGCAUCAUGGCUUUUGUAAUCCAGAAAGUCACUAUGGGAAUUCUGAAGACUUCCACCAAUAUUUUGGUACCAGUAAAAGUUUGAAGAAUCGCAACUUGCAAAGCCAGAGGUGGCACAGAUCAAGAAACGAUAGCACAUGUACUAGAAGUAAAAUAAGGCAAGGUACUGCUGAUGCUGCUGCAGGUCCAGGAAUUUCAGAUGCUGCAAUAGUACCUGGGAGAAGAGCACCUCCUAGAGGGUACAAUGACUUUCUCUCCUCAGAGAGUGACAGGGAGGUACCUAAUGCAGAUAGUAGAGGAGCAAAGCCAAAGAAAACACAUCUGAUGCAUGCAUCUGGAAGAGGUUUCAAGGAGAAGGGAAAGCAAGUACCUGACCGGGAAAAGAGAGUGAGCUCUAAACAGAAAGUAGAGCUGUUUGAAAACGUUCCAUCUUUGGAUUUGACUCAGUCUGACUCUUCAGAAUCAUCUGUUGGAAAGGCAUUCUGUGAUGCACCUGUUGGUAGUGGGGAUGAGCAGAAAGGCUACAAUUAUGUAAACAAAAGAUAUCCCCGGAAGCCUGUGUGGAAUAAACCCCCAGUAGAAAAGGAGUGUCAGAAAAGACAUGAUUCUCACCGUAGUAAAAAUACAAAAGUAGGUAAGAAGUCUUCUCUUGCAUAUACUCCGAAAGAUAAAAAUGAAAGGAAGAAAGAACUCUCUGUUCACAAAAAUGAUGAAAACUUGACCAGUGAAAUCAGGCAUCCAUUGUCUGAUUCUGUCAGAUGUAAUGGAAGAAAGUUCCUGCUAAAGGGGGAUCAGGCACCUGCACUUCAUUUCAGCUGGACCCAGUACUGGAAAAAGCAAAGUGAUGUACCAAAAAACAAAGAAACUCAUACAGGGUCGUUGAUUGAACAGCUGACCACAGAGAAGUAUGAGUGCAUGGUAUGCUGUGAGGUGGUCCGAAUAGUAGCCCCAGUGUGGAGCUGUCAGAAUUGUUACCAUGUAUUCCACCUGAAUUGCAUUAAGAAGUGGGCACGAUCACCAGCUUCACAAGCUGAAGAUGGUAAUAGUGGUUGGAGAUGUCCAGCUUGUCAGAAUGCUUCUACACAAGUUCCUAAAACUUACACUUGUUUCUGUGGUAAGGUGCACAAUCCCGAAUGGAAUAGAAAUGAAAUCCCACAUAGCUGUGGGGAACUUUGUGGAAAGAAGAGACAGUGUUUGGACUGUCCACAUCUUUGUAACAUCCUGUGCCAUCCAGGACCUUGCCCUUCGUGCCCAGCCUUUGUGACAAAAACAUGUGAAUGUGGACAAACAAGUCAUUCAGUGCGCUGUGGCCAAUCAACAAAAAUUCAUUGUUCUAAUGUAUGUGGAAAUACUUUAAACUGUGGUAAGCACAGCUGUACUCAAGUGUGCCAUGCAGGAAAAUGUUCACCUUGCCAAUUAACAGCACAGCAAGUGUGUUACUGUGGAAGCAACUUUAAAGAAGUAUUGUGUGGGACAAAGGAAGAAUUCUCUGAUGGAUUUGGGAAUUUCUCAUGUCAGAAUAUAUGUGGCAAAAAAUUAAAUUGUGGGAGGCACAACUGUACGCAAGUAUGCCAUCCUCAGCCUUGCCAGCUCUGUCCACGACUUCCACAAGUAGUGUAUCGCUGUCCUUGUGGUCAGACUCCUCUCAGCAAGUUACUGGAACUAGGAUGUGUUGAACGUAAAAUAUGCACAGACCCUAUCCCAUCAUGUGGAAAAACAUGUGGCAAACCUCUUUCUUGUGGUAGCUAUGAGUUCAUUCAUACAUGUGAAAGCCUUUGCCAUGAAGGAGACUGUAGACCAUGUUCUCACACUUCAAAUAUUUAUUGUAGGUGUGGCUUCAAAAAAAAGGAAGUCCCAUGUACUCUCCUCAGAAAUAAAGCUGCUAUUACAUUCAUGUGUGACAAGCGAUGCAACAAGAAAAGAUCAUGUGGACGACACAAGUGUACUGAAGUUUGCUGUGUGGACACAGAACAUAAGUGUUCUUUGGUUUGUGGUCGUAAACUCAACUGUGGGCUUCAUAGAUGUGAAGAACCCUGUCAUCGGGGCAGCUGUCAAACAUGCUGGCAAACAAGUUUUGACGAGUUAACUUGUUAUUGUGGUGAAUCUGUGAUUUACCCCCCUGUCCCCUGUGGCACCCAGCCACCAGAGUGUAAAAAAACAUGCACCAGGCCACAUGACUGUGAUCAUCCAGUGUACCAUUCAUGUCAUAGUGAGGAGAAAUGUCCACCCUGUACCUAUCUCACUCAGAAAUGGUGUAUGGGCAAGCAUGAACUGCGAAGUAAUAUUCCUUGCCAUCUCACUGACAUUUCCUGCGGACUUCGCUGCAAUCAAAUGUUAAAAUGUGGAAUGCACAAAUGUAAAAGAAUCUGUCAUAAAGGAGAAUGUCUUAUAGAUGAAGAGUGUAAACAGCCAUGUAUUAUUCCAAGGCUAUAUUGUAAUCAUCCCUGUAUGGCUCCAUGUCAUCCUUCUUCACCCUGCCCGACAACAUCCUGCUGUGCAAAGGUUGAUCUUCAAUGUGAAUGUGGAAGAAGAAAGGAGAGUAUGAUUUGCUCAGAAGCAUCUAAUACAUAUCAAAGAAUAGCUGCUAUAUCUAUAGCCACUAAGUUAACAGAUCUACAGCUUGGGGAUUCGGUGGAAAUCAGUAGGCUUAUUACGAAAAAAGAAAUGAAGCAGGCCAGGUUGCAAUGUGAUGAAGAAUGCUUAGCUCUUCAGAGGAACAGGCGUCUUGCUGAGGCUCUUGAAAUAGAUGAUAAUUCUGAUCCUUUUAACAUCCGUUCUUCUGGACCAAAGUACAGUGACCUUUUAAAAGAAGAUGCGAGGAAGGAUUUAAAAUUUGUCAGUGACAUUGAGAAGGAAAUGAGAAUGCUUGUGGAAGCUGUAAAUAAGGGCAAGCAUACAAAGAAGAGCCAUUGUUACCCACCAAUGAACAGAGAUCACCGCAGAAUCAUCCAUGAAUUAGCUCAGGUUUAUGGCAUUGAAAGUGUGAGCUAUGACAACGAACCAAAGCGUAAUGUUGUUAUCACUGCAGUGAAAGGGAAAUCGGUUUGUCCAAGCAAUACCUUAACUUCUGUGCUAGAUAAAGAAAUGCAGAGCAGGGCUCCACCUCCUAUUCCUCAUUACAAACAAACAGAUAAGAGUAGUGGGAACAGUGGUUUAUCCAAACCAUUAAAAGAAGAGCCGGUAAUUGACUACUUUGAUGUCCAGGACUGAAGUGAUUGAUGUAGAAUUAUGAUACAGAAGCUUAGAGGUGAAGAUACUAAGUUAUUGUGUGAGGCGCUUUUUGGUUAUCUGUCAAAUGAUCAGUUGUUCAGCAUAGUCAUGAUUUAACAUCUAAAGUUACAUUGAUUGUGAUACUUUAAAAAGUUAUGCAUUUUUACAGUUUACGUAACUGCAUAAUACCUAACAGUAGUAUAGCUUUUUAAACUUGGGUUUGGUGCAAUUUUUUUAUCUAAUGUGCUGUCAGAAUGAUGUAGAUUUCCAUUGAUGCCUUUAAAGUGAGAGAACUGGUAAUCAAAUAUAUUUUUGGAGGUAGUAAGAACAAUGAUAAAUCUCAAAGAUUUAUUUUGACGUAUCUCACACAACUUAAAAUGGACCAGAAAUAAUCUGUGUUAAAAACACUGCUGGGAAUACUCUUAAAGCGUUUUCAUAUUUUAUUAAUUCACUUUUGUGUUGAUGUGGUAAAUUUGGGAAUUUGAGUUACUCUUCUGCAUGGAAGGAAAUAUAAAAUUUAAUCUAAGUACGAAUGUAUACACUAAAUGCCCAUUAAAAGCACAGAAUUCCUUUGGUAUCUGAAGAACCAGGGUUUGGGGAAGGUGGGGAAUUAAGACUUAUUUUGCUUACCCAAACCCCCAAAAAACCAACUACCCCCAAAAAACCAAGACAAGAAAAUUAUUAAUCCUUUCUUACUCAAGACCUUGAACAAAAUCAGACUUUAUAUAUUAUUUUGAUGUUCUAUUUGGUUUAAUUUGUAUUUGGAUAUAUUAGCUUGAUGGUCUUCUAGGGGGGUCUUUUUGCAUGGUUUUAUUGGGGGUUUAUAAUCUUUUUCUGUGCUGUGUAAGCUUAACGUGAAUGUGUGAAGUUUGGUUUAGGUAUGUUAUGAAUUUGGAAUAAUAUUUGUAAAAUUUAUAAGACCAUCUGUCUAAACUGUUCGGCAAUGGAAGACCUUUGUUUUAUGGGAAAUGCCAUAAACAAAAUGGGAUGGUGUGAAACAGUGAAGGACACCAAAGUGGUCUCAUAGAUGGUGAAUUGUUUCCAGAUGAUGAAUUAAGGUAGGUGAGUAGCUCUCUGGGAGAGGAGAUUGUAGGUCUGAUCAGAAGAGGUGACACAGCUCUGAAUUUGAGUAAUACCUGUUCACUUGAGGAGAACGUUUUUUGAACUAAUAAUUUUAGUAACUCUGACACUGAUGCGCUCCGUUUCUUGUUCCUUGUGGCUGGCUACACGUAGCGCUAAAGGUGAGUCCCCUGUACAGCAUCAGAGGCUGCUGCUAAAAGGGGCUUAGCAUAAUGAAGAAACAGAUCUAGCAGAAGACUUGUCAUCUGUUGUUGAUUUUUUUUUUUUCCAGCCAGCUCAUUGUGGUGUAGUAUGAGAUUUGUUGCCAAGAAAAUGGAAGGCAGUUACCCAUGCUUAGAUUCACUUACAGUUAUCGCACAACCCUGAGCCUUAACUGUGAAGCAUUCUGUGGCUACAUUUCAUCUUGAACAGCUUGUGAAACAUGAAAGAAUGAGCAGCAAACUCACAGACCAUAUCUGUCCCCCAAAAUGUUUUGAAAAUUAGAAUGCAUGCUGUUAUUGCCUAUUUUUGUAGGAGCUUAUUAUUUCACAUUAAAAGAAUAUGCAGUCUUACAUGUUUCUAAACAUUUGAAAUGCAUAUGCUUCAGGUAAAACAGUUACCAGAAGGAUUCUCAAACCUCAAGAAUAUUCAGGCUUUUAAUUUGCAUGUAGUGAUUUAAAUUGGUUUUAGCUUUUUUGUCUAAUGUUGUGUGAACAGAAAUGAAAAAUAAAUUAACAUAGCUUAUAUUGCCCUUAAUUUCUUAAGCAAAUUAAUGUUUGUUUCUACAAGGUGUACUGCUUUGCUAAGUUCAGCUGAAGAAGUAAGUUGCUUGGCAUCUUUCCAGGAAUGUAUUUCUUCAAUCACUUCAUUGUGAGGAGUGUAUCUAUUCCAGUGCUUGCUCAAGUGCCAGCUCAGUGUGGCCAGACAAAGGCUAAUUCUGGUUUUGAAAUUCAGAGCUAUGUUAAUAUAGCACUGUUUUCAAGCUAGUAACACCUGUUAGGGAGAAUGUACAUAGUUAUACUGCAAAGGUAGGUUCUGGACAGGAGCAGGCACCCACAUCCGGUGAGCUGAGAGUAUAAAGUUAGAUGCAUGUACACUGGAGCACACACAGUUGGUAUACCAUAGGUAGACCUAACAUUACAGAAAACCAAAGUGAUUUAGUUGAUAAUAAAUAGAAUAAAGCUGAAGCCUAUUAACUUUUCACACAGUUUCACAUGAAUAUAGCUAAAACUUCACAUUUGCACCUCUGAUUUUAAAUUUAAAACUUAAAAGGUUUUACUAGCACUAUAUUUAGCUCUGCUCUUCAAAAUUUUUAUCAGAUUAUGGCUUUAAUAUAAAAAUGUGAACCUUGGUGAGAUGCACUUCAGCAGUCAAGUAUUCUGCCACUGCUUUUAAUAAGAAAACCCAGGUAAUCUUCAGCUUCUGAAGAUGAGACUAAUAAUUAUUACUGAAUCUGUUCAUACUGAGAAGUCAUAAUUCUCAUCACUAAACCCCUUAACUACAUGAAUGUUAAAAUAUUUUUAUAGAUCUGUAUCUUGCACAUCUCUCAGUCAUGGCUGUUGGAGCAUAUCUGUAGUUAUGAAGAAAGUCACAUGUACAGAAACAUUUAUUUUGAAAUGCAUUUUAAUGACUUGGUUAAAAACAUGAUACCAUACAUUUACCCAGGAAAGUAAUAGCAAAAACAAAUUAUUGAUGUCUUUCUUCCCAGAACAUAGUUACAUAGCCUUAAGAAGGAACUCGGCAAAGUUUAACAGUGGUGCUCUCCUCUCUGUUCUGGUUUGCUUUUGCUGCAAUGUAUCUGUGACUUUCAUAUGGAAUAGUACUAAAGGCUGUAGUUUUGAUAUCUGUGAUAAUUCACCUUCAUAUUGCACGUGUGCCUCAUGGAAAUAUUUUUCAAAUAGCUAUUUUGUAAAUCUGAGCUGGCCUUUACACCUUUUAUCUAAUAGAAAAAUGAGUGGAUAAAAGAAAUCUCUGCAUUAGUGAAGUCAGUGGCAAAAAUCCUAUUGACAUCACUGGAACCAAGACUUAAGCUUCAAUAUACUAAUCAUUUUCCACAGCCCUAAGAAUAAUAUGAAAAAAGUACUCUGCAAUAAGCAUCUUUUGAAAUAAAUUAUGUGAUGUCAGUUGGAAUUCAUGCAACUUCAUGAAGUGCUUUUAAAGUUGUGUAUGAAAUAGGCAGAUACUUUGGCAUUUGGGCUGUGCUAUUACUUAUCUAUAUUGUUUAACAUGUUUAAAGUGCUCUGAAUAUUCAGUGCUUGGGUUUAACCUAAAAUUGUGUAAGAUGCGUAAGUAGACUUCAAUACCACUGUUUCUGUGGCAGUUUUGUACAGUAUCUGCUGCAUAAUGAAAUGAGCAAAGUAAAAUUGUUCUAAAACACUUAAGAAUAAGUUAUUUGUUGAAAGUUUUAUAUUUGACUUGAUUUUUUUUCAAGUUACUAGUAUAAAAUUACUUCCUUUAUAAACCUGAAAUAAAUCUAAGUUGAAAGUUCAGUGCUUUGGAAUUGUUUGCAAGCUUUGUCUUGGUAUUCCAAAGUUGGAAGACUGAGAUAUCACAGAGAAACAAUAAAGAUUUAAAUGGAAGUCUGGGGAGUCCUUUUCCUCAAAUUUUGAAAUAUGAGGUGUGAUUUCCUGCAUUUGAAGUGAUUUUAAACGAAUGCUGUAAGGAGAAUGAAGCAAGUAAAGAGGGACUCCCCAGGAAAUGGAGAGUAAGGAUUAUCUGCUACCUUCUUGGGAUUCAGAAGAAGGGAGAGAUUAUUAUCUGAAUAGAAAUGUACAUUUUGGUUAUCUGAAAAAACCUUUACUAUGUCAGCGUAAAUGCUACUUGGCAAUAAAAUGUAUGAUUCUA
This is a messenger RNA of Pygoscelis adeliae (Adelie penguin), 7404 nucleotides long. It is a transcript of the gene NFX1, whose product is annotated as nuclear transcription factor, X-box binding 1. The transcript is spliced from 24 exons. Gene Ontology annotation, molecular function: DNA-binding transcription factor activity, RNA polymerase II-specific; RNA polymerase II transcription regulatory region sequence-specific DNA binding; zinc ion binding. The record is from RefSeq and is a predicted model, not a curated record. Gene Ontology annotation, cellular component: nucleus. The coding region runs from base 1 to 3501 and encodes 1166 amino acids. Gene Ontology annotation, biological process: negative regulation of transcription by RNA polymerase II. NCBI's taxonomy places the organism in Eukaryota, Metazoa, Chordata, Aves, Sphenisciformes, Spheniscidae.